Fopius arisanus is the source of this 804-nucleotide messenger RNA. RefSeq names its product ribosomal protein S3 (gene RpS3). Gene Ontology annotation, molecular function: RNA binding; structural constituent of ribosome. Gene Ontology annotation, biological process: positive regulation of apoptotic signaling pathway; translation. The transcript is spliced from 3 exons. Gene Ontology annotation, cellular component: cytosolic small ribosomal subunit; nucleus. The record is from RefSeq and is a predicted model, not a curated record. The coding region runs from base 40 to 765 and encodes 241 amino acids. Lineage: Eukaryota; Metazoa; Arthropoda; Insecta; Hymenoptera; Braconidae.
ACUUUCCCGCCUUCCACCUUUCUUCCGUCUCAGGCAAACAUGGCUGCACGGUCAAUCUCAAAAAAGCGAAAGUUCGUAGGAGACGGAGUGUUCAGGGCUGAGCUGAACGAGUUCCUGACUCGUGAACUCGCCGAAGAUGGUUACUCUGGUGUUGAGGUGCGUGUCACACCAACACGUACCGAGAUCAUCCUCUUGGCCACUCACACACAGAGUGUGCUUGGAGAGAAAGGACGGAGAAUCCGUGAAUUGACGUCUGUCGUCCAGAAGAGAUUCAACUUCAAGGAUCAAACCGUUGAAUUGUACGCUGAGAAGGUGGCAACCAGGGGUCUGUGUGCCAUUGCCCAGGCCGAGUCCCUCAGAUACAAGUUGAUCGGUGGUUUGGCUGUCAGAAGAGCGUGUUACGGAGUCCUUCGAUUUAUAAUGGAAUCCGGAGCAAAGGGUUGUGAAGUCGUUGUCAGUGGAAAACUCCGAGGACAGAGAGCAAAGAGUAUGAAAUUCGUUGACGGCCUCAUGAUCCACUCUGGAGAGCCAACAGCUGACUACGUCGACACAGCAACUCGUCACGUCCUCCUCAGGCAAGGUGUCCUGGGGAUCAAGGUAAAGAUUAUGCUGCCAUGGGAUCCGAAUGGAAAGAUUGGACCCAAGAAGCCCCUGCCUGACAAUGUCAGUGUAGUUGAGCCGAAGGAGGAAGUACUCCCUCAGCAGCCAUCCUCUGAGGUUAAGGCCGCCAAGGAUGCUGCACAGGCAGCACCCAUUCCUGCUUAAUUCUACUGAACUCUUUACAAUAAAAACAUGAGAACGUGA